AUGGAUUCAUCGGGCCCAAUCUUGAUGACUGAAGCUGUCAACAACCAGCCCAAUUCUGUCUGCAGCUUCAAUCGAGAAUCUGUUUCGGUGGAUGAUGUGGUGGCGGCUCUAGUUCGUGAUGGAGGUUGCUUCGUUCGAAACUUCAUGUCCAAAGAGGACGCCGCGGCGAUUGAGAGGGAAAUCCGCCCGUACUUGGACAUGGAUCAACCUUUGAAUGGUGACUUCUUCCCCAAGGAGACACGGAAGGUCUGCGGCCUCGCCGGCAAAUCUCCCACAUUCAUCAAAGUGGCCAUGGGCGACUCUGUUUAUCAACAGGCUUGUGAGCGACUGCUCAGCUCACAUUCCAAGUCUUGGUACGGGGGUGAGUGUAUGGAACACAUCUCGAAACCGAUCUUGAAUGCACAUACUGUGUUCUCUAUUUCCCCUGGAGCCCGGGCUCAAGCUCUCCACCGUGACGACUCCAUCCACCACAAUGUGGUGCCUGCGAUAUCACGCGAAGACUACCGGGUUGGUCGAGAUACCGCAAUUGGCCUCUUCAUGGCCGGAAAAAAGACCACCCAAGCAAACGGGGCAACUCGCUUUGUGCCCAAAUCGCAUCUCCAGCACACUUGGGAUCCGCCGUCGGAGGAAGGCGUCGUCUACGCCGAAAUGGAACCUGGGGAUGCUUUUAUCAUGCUGGCAUCCUGCUAUCACGGUGGAUCGGCUAACACUACCGAAAAUGAGGAGAGAUUGCUGUUUGGAUGCUUCAUGUGUAAAGGGUAUCUCCGACAGGAAGAGAACAUGCCGCUUGCAGUGCCAACCGAGAAGAUUGCUCAGUACCCGACCGAGAUUCAGGCCAAACUAGGCUACGAUGUUAGCGCCCCUUAUCUUGGCUGGGUCGACCUCAGGAGUCCUCUGGAGGUCUUGUUUGGCAAGGAGAGUCUCACUGCGAUUCAGUGA
Messenger RNA from Cladophialophora immunda, 939 nucleotides. RefSeq lists its product as uncharacterized. The record is from RefSeq and is a predicted model, not a curated record. The transcript is spliced from 2 exons. NCBI's taxonomy places the organism in Eukaryota, Fungi, Ascomycota, Eurotiomycetes, Chaetothyriales, Herpotrichiellaceae. The coding region runs from base 1 to 939 and encodes 312 amino acids.